AUCUGUCCUUUUCUUUCUGUCCUCGUUUGGUUCACAGGGACAGCACUGCAAGAGAGAACUAGCUUGUAGGGAUCAUGGGAAGAGCUCCAUGCUGUGACAAAGCUAACAUCAAGAGAGGACCUUGGUCCCCGGAAGAAGACGCCACCUUUAAAUGCUACGUUGAGACCCAUGGCAUCGGCGGCAACUGGAUUGCUUUGCCUCAAAAAAGCAGGUGGUCUCUCAUUGCUUCACAACUACUGGGAAGAACAAACAACGACGUCAAGAAUUAUUGGAACACCAAGUUGAAGAAGAAGCUAUUUGCAUCCAAGACAACCCUACUCCUCCAAAAUACAACUCCCAUUGCUGAACCUCCUCUUUUGUGUGUUCCCAAACCCGAACCCUUCAACAAUUUCAAUUAUUCAUCUCCACAAUCCCACAAUAUUGUGAGUUAUGCAACAUUGCCUGUGUUAACUGAUACCGGUUGUGGAGUCCUGACUAAUUUUAAUGGACCUCAAAGCCAGCUCUUUUCUUCACCAGAUGUCGGUCAUGGUUCCCAAUUCGUCCUUACCCAUAUUUGUACACAUCAGCAUCCAACGUGUAAAAAAGGGACAAGUUGGCACGGGCUAAACGGAGAUCGUGACGGUGAUGAUGUCAUCUGUUAGAUAAUGAUAGAUUUGGGUAGAUCGAUACUUUUGGGGUGUCAUUUGUCCUUGCUUUUUUUUUAAAGGUGGAUCCAUCCCUACUCAUAUUUUUCAAGGGGUGAUUUGAGGGUUCUGCCUUGCUUUGGCAUGCAGAAAUCCCAGAUUUCGUUACACACCUUGUAAUAGGAGAUAAAGCACUUGUGUAGUAUUUGUAUCUUCUUCCUAUUGCCAUUUCUAUGAAUAAAAUAAGGUGCACAAU
Rubroshorea leprosula is the source of this 879-nucleotide messenger RNA. NCBI's taxonomy places the organism in Eukaryota, Viridiplantae, Streptophyta, Magnoliopsida, Malvales, Dipterocarpaceae. The record is from the annotation of a GenBank genome assembly.